AAUCAAGGGCUUGAGGCUUAAGAGAGCACACAAGUACGCAGUAGAGGAAAUAGGAGUAGUUUACAAGCGGCAAAUAGGAAGAGAUCGAUCCAAGACGAUGGCCGGCGAAGGAGACGACGUCAAGCUGCUGGGCGCGGCGGUGAGCCCGUUCGCGGUCCGCGUGCGAAUGGCGCUGCACCUCAAGGGCGUGAGCUACCAGUACCUGGAGCAGGACCUGUUCGACAAGGGUGAGCUCCUCCUCGCCACCAACCCGGUGCUCAAGAAGGUCCCCGUGCUCAUCCACGCCGGCAGGCCCGUCUGCGAGUCGCUCGCCAUCGUCGAGUACGUCGACGAGGUCUGGGCUGACGGCGCCUCGCUCCUCCCUGCCGACCAUUACGGCCGCGCCGUAGCCCGCUUCUGGGCCGCCUACAUUGAUGACAAGCUGUUCCCCGCAUGGAUAAGCAUCUUACGUGCCGCCACGGAGGAGGACAGAACCGAGAAGCUCGAGGACGCGCUCGCGGUGGUCGGGCCCAUGGAGGACGCCCUCGUCCAAUGCUCUGGUGGGAAGGACUUCUUCGCCGGCGACUCCGUCGGGUACCUCGACCUUGCGCUCAGGUGCAACCUCUUCUGGUUCAAGGCGUUGCGAGAGAUGUUCGGCGUGACGGUCAUCGACGCCAGCAAGACUCCGCGCUUGGCCACCUGCUGA
Triticum urartu is the source of this 685-nucleotide messenger RNA. The record is from RefSeq and is a predicted model, not a curated record. Lineage: Eukaryota; Viridiplantae; Streptophyta; Magnoliopsida; Poales; Poaceae.